This is a messenger RNA of Guillardia theta CCMP2712, 210 nucleotides long. RefSeq lists its product as hypothetical. NCBI's taxonomy places the organism in Eukaryota, Cryptophyceae, Pyrenomonadales, Geminigeraceae. Bases 1 to 210 code for a protein of 69 amino acids. The record is from RefSeq and is a predicted model, not a curated record. The transcript is spliced from 3 exons.
AUGUUGAAUCAGGCGUCCGAUGAUAGCUUCCCUCCUGCCUACUUCUACACUCAGCCUGGCGCCACCGGACCAGGGACUUACGACAACAUGGCACCGCAGAGCUGGCAGGACGGGUCAGCUGUCACUGGCGAUCUCUACGACCCCCAUCAGCAGACCUUCGAUCAGCCCGGCAAUGCCAUUCACAACCGUGUCAUGCUCUGGCAAGCUUAA